ACGUAAUAUUUUAGAAAACCGUAAAGUUGACAUGUUAAUGUGUUUUUCCGCGCGACGUGCUAUGCAAAGCUUAACGCAAAGAAAUAACUUAGUAAGAGGCAUAGAUUUGUCACCUUUAAGUGGUAUUUCGACCAUAUCUGCAGUAUUAAUUAUUUUUGGCCAUAGAUGGAUUUACCGUUUAAUGGGACCUUUACAAAAUUACGAAGUCAUCGAGCAGGUGUAUUAUAAUUAUUAUAUAUCAAUUUUUACAUCACACAUGGAUUUAUUGGUAGAUAAUUUUUUUGUCAUUAGUGGAGCAUUGAUGGUUUUGAUUCUUCUUGAUCGCCUAGAGACUUCAUUUGUACAUCCUUUAAAAAUAUUAAUGUUUAAAUAUUUCAGAUUUACGCCUGUGUACGCUAUGGUGAUAUUUUUUUUUGCAACUUUUCAAUACAAAAUGGGCAGUGGACCUUUAUGGGAAAAUUUUAUUGGUACAGAUAAAGAUAAUUGUAGGAAUGUUUGGUGGCUGUAUUUGUUAUAUUUAAACAACUACAUUAAACCAGAUACAUUAUGUGAAAUUCAUACUUGGUUCAUGCCUUGUGAAUUUCAUUUUACAAUAAUGGGAAUUAUAUUGACGUAUAUCAUUCAUAGAAGUCCGAAAUUUGGAUUCAAUAUUUUGGUUUCACUUAUUGUUAUAUCAACAGCUAUACUUUUCAACAUUACUUAUAUGAACCACAUACCUGCAAAUCUUGAGUUCAAUGUAGAUUUUGUGAAAAAUGUUACUAGCAAUAUAUACUUCAUGUCAGUUUAUGUAAAAUCGCAUACAAGAGUGGGUCCAUACAUCGUAGGAGCUAUAUUUGGUUAUUUGCUAUAUAAAAGAAAAAAAAAUUCUCCUAAGCUUAGUAUAAUGAAAAGUAAUGUUUUACUAGCCAUUUCUGUAUUCAUAAUGAUGUUUUGUUGGUUUAGUGGUGCUAUAAUUUAUCACCCUUCUUACGUUUAUGAACCAUUUCUAGCUGCACUUUAUGGAUCUACAAUACGAAGUCUUUGGGCAACGGGAAUAGUUACUUUAAUUUACACAUUAAUAUUAGGACCAUCGAAUUUCUUAAAAAAUAUUUUAUCAUGGAAAUUAUUCAAAGUUGUAGCACAUUUAAAUUUCAACGCUUAUAUGGUGAAUUCAAUAUUUCCUGUCACUGAUACUGCAAGUAGAAGAACACCUGAUCAUUUUAAUAUCAAAAUAUAUGUAAGUUUUAUAGUUUCUUAGUACCAAAAAGUGCUU
Messenger RNA from Daktulosphaira vitifoliae (grape phylloxera), 1252 nucleotides. Its product is annotated as nose resistant to fluoxetine protein 6-like. Gene Ontology annotation, molecular function: acyltransferase activity, transferring groups other than amino-acyl groups. Bases 32 to 1237 code for a protein of 401 amino acids. The transcript has 7 exons. The record is from RefSeq and is a predicted model, not a curated record. Lineage: Eukaryota; Metazoa; Arthropoda; Insecta; Hemiptera; Phylloxeridae.